Molecule: messenger RNA, 369 nt
Organism: Staurois parvus
Lineage: Eukaryota; Metazoa; Chordata; Amphibia; Anura; Ranidae
Source: the annotation of a GenBank genome assembly
AUAUAUAUAUAUAUAUACACGGAUAUAUACACUAUAUUGCCAAAAUAUUGUGACACCCCUCCAAAUCAUUGGAUUCAGGUGUUCCAAUCACCUCCAUGGCCACAGGUGUAUGAAAUCAAGCACCUAGGCAUGCAGAUUGCUUCUACAAACAUUUGUGAAAGAAUGGGUUACUCUCAGGAGCUCAGUGUAUUCAAGCGUGGUACCAUGAUAGGUUGCGACCUGUGCAAUAAGUCCAUCCGUGAAAUUUCCUUGCUACUAAAUAUUCCACUGCCAACUGUUAGUGGUAUUAUAACAAAGUGGAAGCAACUGGGAACAACAGCAACUCAGCCACAAAGUGGUAGGCCAUGUAAAAUGACAGAAUGGGGUCUG